AUGAAGUCUGGUAGUCAACGAACCCAGACGUCCCAACGGGCCAUCGCUUCGCAAAUCAGUCCUCAACAAGAGCAAUCCAAUCGGAACACUCCCAGCAUUUCAGGCUCUCGGGCAUCCACUCGAUCUCAAAAGAGGAAACUCACUCAAAACCACCCAUCAUCGCCAUCUCCAGUUUCCACUCGUACUCAACGUUAUAGGCCAUACCAACGUUCAAAACGUUCGCAGCCAAGUCUUCCAACUCAGCAAUCGACACAUGGCAACACUCCGAGGGCCUCUGUUUCACGAUCUACACGAUAUCAAAACAGACAUCAUCAGCGUGAACAAACUGAAGAACUCGAAAGUCACAAUUCUCAAUUAUCUAAUCCUACCGAAGGAAAUCAGAAAAACGAAGAAGAAGAUGAUGAAAUACCUCAAAAGCCUGCCAAAGAGUCACAGAGAGAAGACUCCGAAGAACCUUUCAAUCAAAAAGAUUUAAAUUUAUUCAACACUGGCUCUGAUGACAACAAUGUAACCGACGAAAGUCCUUAUAAACCGGAGGAUAGCAGUGAACGUAAUAGUAGUGAAGGUGAAGACGAUUAUCCUUAUGUGAACUUAGCCACCAAAGCUGCCACAGUCCGCCCCGCUGCUCGAACUAUGUCGAAGAACCAUAGCGGACAGACUGCUUUACCUUCCCAUAUGACAGCCGCUCAUUCCCAAUCUUUCGAACGCAUUGCUAAUUGGGCUGAUCUUGAUCAAGAUGCUCGCACGGUUGGACGAAAGUUAUGUAAUGUUACUGGCAGUGACGAUCAAUUCCAUGCCUGCGUGGUUGCCACACUAUCCAUGCGCCAAGAGAUGGUAGUGUUAUCAAAUCAGCUUGACGAAAUCAAGCAACAAAUAAGCAAAAUAUCUCGUGGAAGAGGCAGUUCUUGGAAAGACGAAGAGCAUACCGAGCUCAAAGCAGUUGUUCGUUCUACAGCGGUCAAGAAGAUCAUGGACGGCGAUAUCCAGGCAUACACCGCUAAGGAGAACAAAGUCAUCAAUGAGGACCCGCUACCCUUCUGUUUGUAUGGGAAAGUCAUGACUGAGAUCUUAGGUAAACCAUCCGAAUGGAAGAAGGAAUAUCUUCCACCACGAUAUGGUGUCGAUCCGGACAACAAAUCGAGUCGUGCUUUUCAUUCUUUGGUGAAUACUGCUUUGAAGGAGGUCAGAAAGGACUUUGAAACUGUGCUCCUUCAAAACAUUUAUCUUCCGGAUCGAAAAACGCCACGUGUGGAUGCACCAGUGCCUAUUCUUGACACGGUUAUUGUCAAACUGUACCAAAAGGAACAUGGUGUCAGUGGUCAAGUCCUCGUUACCAAAGAGGUACUUGACAAAGUGGGCUACCUUCGAUCAUCACGAUAUGCAUGGGUGAGGAUGCAGGCAAUCCACUGGGGGUUAAACUGUAAUAACAAGAAUUUUAAGUAUGGCAGCCGAUCCUUGUGGGACGUCAUUGAUGAACAACUGGAGUACUUACGAAGUAAAUCCACGCGAUAUCGUCACGCGUUUUUUACCUUGUGUGACCAAAAUGACAUCGAUCGAAUCGAUGGGACCAAGAAUUUUGCCCAAUUAAAGGAUUCUACCGACUUCUCGCUGCCAAGUGAGGCACAAAUUGAGGAGGAAAUCGAGUAUUUGAAUCAGACUUUUGGAACGGAACAGUCACCCGAAGAGGCGUCGCAUGUACUCGUCGAAGGCUAG
This is a messenger RNA of Melampsora larici-populina 98AG31, 1713 nucleotides long. RefSeq lists its product as uncharacterized. NCBI's taxonomy places the organism in Eukaryota, Fungi, Basidiomycota, Pucciniomycetes, Pucciniales, Melampsoraceae. Bases 1 to 1713 code for a protein of 570 amino acids. The transcript has 9 exons. The record is from RefSeq and is a predicted model, not a curated record.